AUGGAUUUUACUAUGGCUGAUGACACAGUAGGCGAUGUGGAAUAUCAAUUACCAUCCGCAACUGCACGGCUGGUUAUGAGAAGCUCGGCCGAACUUGGAAUCAGUACGUUUGCAUUUCUCUCUCGGCGCCUUUAUUUUCACACUGUGGUUGGUGGGGUUUUCACAGUAUAUUAGAGAGGCUCAUUUCCAGUGUGUGGAGGUCUUGCAUUUGAGUGAUAGUAAAACAGCAUUUAUAACUCAUCGGUCGGUAAAUAAGAUGACUUCUUAAAGACACAGAUCGCCCCCCGAAGCCUUAAGUCAGAGAAAGUAGAACUUCCCUCCUGUCAUUAAAAGUAAGUUUUAAUUCUUACUACGCGCCAAAUGCCCCAAACACUCCACUCAACAGCGGCGUCUUCGCCGGUGUCAAUCACAAUGUGGUAUCGUUUUUUGCUCUCCUCUGCAGUUGAUUGUAACAAAUGGGGAGUCGAGAUUUGCAUACCUGAAUUUCCCUCGAAUAAACUGAGCUGUACGGUUAUUACAGGAUUGAGAUCUUUAAAUCUCUUUAGUCAAAUUAUCACUUCGCGUGUUGCCGGUAAUGAACCUUGCUGUUCCGGUGUAUUUUAAAUAACGGAAUGCUUUCCCGGACAGUGAUAUAUCCUCGGGCCCUCCUCUGGUGUCCAGCUUGGUUUCUUUGUAGUACUAACAAGAAAUGCAAACAUGUAUGACCGCACGUGUUGGCCGCAGUAUCUGCCCGCUUUAAGUACUUUCUGGGCUGAAGGUUCUCAUACCGAUACAACAAAAGAUUAAAUCGGUAUGCCAUUCAAAGUAAAUUAAUCUAUUGAAUCACUUCAAAAACUAACUAAAUGCCAAUUUAGAUUUUGAUAGUUGUGCUUGAGCACCACAGAGACCAAUGAACUUCGCAUUUUGUCGUUUUGUAUCUAUCAAUUCAACCCUCAUCCCCUACAUUUAAGCAUCUGUUUCGUUCCAGACCUCACAAUAUACCAGGGCCGCGAGGAGUUCGUUGGUCGUUACAGUCGGGGCGAUAAGCUUGGCGGAGGCGGCUUUGGGAGCGUCUUUCGCGGUACCCGACUAGAAGAUGCCUGUGAUGUAGUUAUCAAAGAAGUUAACACGAACAAGGUCCCCUGCUGGUGUGCUGUAAGUCGCCCUGGUCCCUGGCAAUUUUCAAAGCCUGUUAGCCGUGUUCCAGUCCGACUCACCUCAUUCUCAUUCCUCUUUUAGCUCGACGGGGUCCUUGUUCCCAUCGAGGUGGUCCUCCUCCAGAUGUGCCAGCACCUCCAUGGUGUUGUGCGGAUGGUGGAUGUUUUUAAUUUGGGCGACACCUGGGUCAUCGUGAUGAACGGUAUAAAUGAUUCUGUCUGCGAUAUGUUUGACUACAUCUGUGAGCGUGGCACCCUCGCAGAACCCGAGGCGGCGUUUUUCCUGUAUCAACUCAUUGGGAUCCUCUUCCAGUGUCACAAAUCUGGCGUUCUGCAUCGCGAUAUCAAGGACGAGAAUCUCCUAAUUGACCGCAGCACAAAUGAGCUGACACUCAUUGACUUCGGUUCGGGAGCCUUCCUGCAUAACGAACUCUAUACAGACUUUGAUGGUAAGUCGACCAUUGACAUUUGUCCUAAAUGCGGUUUUCAGCAAGCCUAGCCUGAAUGACUGUUUCACUUUGGAACACACCAAAUUUCCUUUCCAUAGACUAUCUGCUUUUCGAAUAAGACUAAUAGCGCUUGUGUGAAUUUCUUAGCUCCAGAGAAUAUUGCCUCUCCCGUUCUAUCGGAUCUCUGGUUUCAAAUUCAACUAGAGUACAGAUUCCGUUAACAGGGCUCAAUCUGUUUAUGUAUAUGGUUUCGCAUGAAAGAGCCAUAAAACCAAAGUCUACGCACACUGCCCAAGUUUAAAAGUGUAUGGGAACAAUUGUUUGUCGGCUUGAACUUUUGGACGGCAAGGGGGUUUGAAUUGCGAACUUGGCAACCAGUCCGGUCUUAUGCUAUUGUGGGCAUUUGUACUGAUCGUUGUGGCAGCCACGAAUUCGGUGGCUGAGCUGCGGCACGCCUUUGACGGGCCAAUUUUCGUUGUUUUUGAGCUCUCGUUUAAUUUGUGAAUAACCUCCAGAAUUGCACUUCCUAGACUCCUUUUCAUUGUAGCGAUUUUUCUCCCUUGCAGGAACACGCGUCUACUGUCCGCCCGAGUGGAUUAUUCACAGCCAGUACUACGGCAAACCCGCUGAGGUCUGGUCGAUCGGCGUCCUCCUCUAUGACAUGCUUUGUGGCGAUGUACCAUUUGUCAACGACAAGGGUAUUAUUAGUGGACGUCUUAAAUAUCGCCGGGAGGGACUUUCCGAGGAAGCUAAACACUUAAUAGGGUGAGUUCACUCGUACGCACUUUAUACGGACACUCAUUUGAAUUUAAACAACUCGAGCCUGACAUGUUCGCUUUCGUGAUUUCUUUCAAAGUUUUUCGAGAAGUUGUAACGUUCAUUUCGGGAACUACACUUACGUCAAAAACCACAUCGGAAACGACGGAGAACCAACGCAUGAGCCGGACCCCCUAGUUGUGUCACAUAGCUUUAGCUAGUAUGGAAAAUCUAGUUGUAUGUUAAACUGUUAGGCGAAAACUGAGCCUGGUUCAACAUUUCCAGUUCGUCGCAGGUGUUGCACGAACCUUGGAUAACAAUUCAGUCGUGCUAAGAGCAUUCAAUUUAUCUAGUUUUAUAUGUGAUCCGUGCAUACCCUUCGGAAGGCUAACCCGCGCGAUUGUUUUUUCCAGUGCCUGCAUGAAUCGCGAUGCCCACCAGCGUCCUACUCUCGUGGAAAUUCUACGACACCCGUGGAUGCAGAUGCAUCGACCUAAGCCAGGCGCAACUCUUCCUUUGUCGGCUCGCGUGGCUCUCGAUGCGCUUGUUUACUCCGACACCCCAUUGGUUGCCUCCGUCACUACACCAGUCCUCGCUGCUGCUGCGCUGUCAACCAUGCCCUGUCCCCGAUCCAUCAGGUCCGGUCUCUGCAACCUCGCUUCUGUGCCCAUUGACGUACCUUCAUCUCGCACCGGUUCAGUGCGGCCGGAAUGUGCAGUCCUCGUCUCAUCCUCUUCCUCGUCCUCCUCACCCUCACCACCCUCCUUGCCGGAACCCCCGACACCGCCAAGUAAUUCUUCCUUUCUUGCGUCCAAGCGCCCAAGUUCGGAGCAGCGAUUAUCCUGCUGCUCGGGCCCUGCCCUCGACCUGUCGGUCGGCCAUCGGGUCUCUCCCGCCACAACCGACCCCAGCAAUUACCGUGCCUUCCAUGAACCACAGGAGAACGUCCAGUUGCAACAUGUAGCCACCAGCUGUUGCGGCCAGUCUGACCCAUUAUGCCGUGUCCCCUCCAACCGGUCCUACGCCAGCUCUGGCUACUAUUCACGCUCAAACUCACUCUCCUCGGACGAGGGAAAGAGACGUUUUGGGGGUGCCGUUUCAGUGGCCAAUUCCGCGAGCAAGCCCACCACUCAGCCCGUUUGGGCUGCCUGCACUAUUGUUGAUGGGAAUCAGGAGUGGCGAAGCAAGUCAGCUGCAAAGAAUUCAAGUUCCACAAACUCUUCGUCCUCUUUAUCCACCUCCGCGAACAGUGAAUUUCACUACCAGAGCUGCUCGCAGACCUCGGAAGCACCACCUUGCGCCCAGCCUAUGGCCUUCCCUGCGUUUCGACCGCCGGGAGGUACUAGCCGUCCUUUGGUGUCAUACGCCCCCUUCUCCUCGGUGUCCUGCAACAACCUCCUAGCUCUCCGCUACUCCACGUCUAACGACAAUAGACAGUUUCUAUCCGCGGAUGUGGAUCAUCGGGCCCUUAGUGCUGCGCCCCUUGAACUAUCCGACACGUCUCUAUGGUUGCGCUGCUUGGAUGUGCUCAGCACUCGUGACUCUUCACCCACUCAGCGGGCUGCCUGUGACCGGACCGACUUUACCAUCGGCAAAAACCGAAUAGGUGCGGCCACCUCCAAGGCGGUUUGUUCCGUGGAAACAGGCAUAACACCGGAGAUGAGUAUAUUCUAUCCACGUCCUGUUCUUACUGGGUUUUAUCAGUCGGAAGACCCUAGCUGA
Molecule: messenger RNA, 4063 nt
Organism: Spirometra erinaceieuropaei
Lineage: Eukaryota; Metazoa; Platyhelminthes; Cestoda; Diphyllobothriidea; Diphyllobothriidae
Source: the annotation of a GenBank genome assembly